Molecule: messenger RNA, 1566 nt
Organism: Synchytrium microbalum
Lineage: Eukaryota; Fungi; Chytridiomycota; Chytridiomycetes; Synchytriales; Synchytriaceae
Exons: 8
Coding region: 1-1566 (521 amino acids)
Molecular function (GO): alpha-1,3-mannosyltransferase activity; GDP-Man:Man(1)GlcNAc(2)-PP-Dol alpha-1,3-mannosyltransferase activity
Source: RefSeq, a predicted model, not a curated record
AUGACGGCAUUGAAUAUCGCGUUCGUACAUCCUGAUUUAGGAAUAGGGGGAGCAGAACGACUUGUCGUCGAUGCAGCGAUCGGAUUACAGUCCCGCGGCCAUAAAAUCGCAUUCUACACAUCGCAUCACGAUAUCGAUCACUGCUUUGAUGAGACUCGAGAUGGAACAUUAAAAGUAGCCGUAUUCGGUGACUUUCUACCACGCUCCAUCCUAAAACGUGGUCAUGUGGUGUUUGCAAUGAUACGAUCCUUGUAUCUUGCAAUGAUCAUGGUGUUGCUUCAGCCUCGUUACGAUGUGAUUUUCGUGGAUCAGGUAUCUGCCAGUAUUCCUAUAUUGAGGCUGACUGGAUCUAAGAUUCUGUUUUAUUGCCACUUCCCAGACAAGCUAUUGAGCACUCGAGAGAGCUUGGUUAAGAGGAUUUAUAGAGCUCCUGUGGAUUACGCUGAAGAACUGACCACUAAAAUGUCGGACGAAAUCCUCGUAAACAGCGCCUUCACAGCAUCAGUCUUCAAAACAUCCUUCCCACGAAUACGGAAAUCACCAAGAGUGUUACAUCCUGGACUUCAAGUUAAUGCAUAUAGACAAGAAAUUGAUUUGGAUGAUGUGUCUGUGAAGCCUAUCAUAUCAGACAAAAUCACAUUCCUAUCGAUAAAUCGAUUUGAACGAAAGAAGAACUUGGCUUUGGCUAUUCAGGCUUUUGCUGAAGUUUGCAAGUUGUUUGAAAAGGGGAAGAUGAGGCUUCUUAUGGCAGGAGGUUAUGAUCCUCGCGUCACGGAAAACGUAGAAUACAUGGCUGAAUUAGAAGCUCUUGCCAGACAACUGAGUCUCACUACACACACGCUCACAUCACCUAAUUUGAAAGCAAUACCAGCCAAAGAUACAAACAUCCUCUUCCUCCCGUCCUUCACACACGCCCAGCGCACAUACCUCCUAAACACCUCAACAUGUCUCCUCUACACACCCCAAAACGAACAUUUCGGAAUCGUGCCACUAGAAGCAAUGAUAUCAUCCCUCAUAGUUAUAGCGUCAAAUACAGGUGGUCCGAAAGAAUCCGUUGUGGAUAACGUUACUGGGUAUCUUGUUGAUGAUACGAUAUCUGGGUUUGCUGAUGCGAUGGGGACAGUGCUUGGCAAGUCGGUUGAUGAGAGGAGGGAGAUGGGAAGGAUGGGACGUGAGCGUGUUGAAGAGUUGUUUUCGUUGAGGAGGUUUACGGAUAUGCUGGAAGGGGUGCUGAGGGAUGUGUGCGAUGGGAGGUGUGGGGAUGAAGCAAUACCACUGGUCACGCAAUGGCUUCCAUCUGACAGCCAGCCAAGUCGUCUUUUUCGUUCAAUUGUGGAUGACGUUACUGGAUAUCUUGUUGAUACGAUAUCUGGGUUUGAUGCGAUGGGGACGGUGCUUGGCAAGUCGGUUGAUGAGAGGAGGGUUGGGUUUAGAGUCACCGUUACAGUUAUAAUAUGUACUGCACGAGAUUUCUCGCUCCUAAGUGUGCUCAAUGUGACCUUCGAAGAAAACAGUCUGGAAAAAAAGGCAAAAAAGGACACAAUAUGCAGGUAUCGAUCCAUGUGA